AUGUUAAUAAUUACAGUGUUCUUAAGUUGUGUGGCAAUUGUGUCAUGUGGUCACUCGCCGAACGCUGACUAUAUCGAGGAACUGGUCCGAAACAAUGCGUUCGGGGCUCGCAUUUCAGACAAUAUUUUAGAAGAUGCAACUCUUGAUAUGGCUAGUUUAGUAAGAAAAUAUAACUACCCCUUCGAAGAGCACUCUGUGACGACUGAGGAUGGCUACAUAUUGGGAUUACAUCGAAUUCCUCAUGGACGUGAUUCAAACAACGUUUCAGGAGAUAAACCAGUUGUAUUCCUUAUGCACGGUUUGCUUUCGUCUUCUGCAGAUCACGUCGUUAUGGGACCUGGAACUGGACUUGCAUAUAUUUUGGCCGAAGAAGGUUAUGAUGUAUGGAUGGGUAAUGCUCGUGGAAACUUCUUUUCACGCAAGCACCGGACACUAAACCCCCAAAACCAAAGAAGUGGCUUUUGGCGUUUCUCCUGGGACGAAAUAGGAAAUUUGGAUUUGCCCGCAAUGAUUGAUUAUGCUCUUCAGUAUACAGGAAAAUCAGCAUUACAUUACAUUGGCUUUUCUCAGGGAACAACUUCAUUCUUUGUUAUGGCUUCACUUCGACCAGAAUAUAAUCAGAAAAUUAUCUCCAUGCAUGCUAUGGCACCAGUAGCAUACGUGGAACAUAGUAGGAAUAUUUUUUUCCACCUUCUAGCACCUUACUCUAAUGAUUUGGAGGCAUUGGCAAGAUUAAUAGGUAUAGGAGAAGUUAUGUCUAAUAGUGAAAUUUUUACAUUACUGGGACAAAUAUUUUGUACUGAUCAAGCCAUUACCCAGCCCAUCUGUAGUAGUAUCUUUUUCUUAAUUGGCGGUUGGAAUGAGAAUCAACACAAUGCGACCAUGCUGCCAGUAAUAUUGGGACACACCCCUGCAGGAGCUGCUAUGAGACAGUUUGCUCACUAUGGACAAAGUAUAACCAACAAAGAUUUUCGACGAUAUGAUCAUGGGUUACUGGAAAACAUUAUUACGUAUGGUUCUGUCAUCCCACCAAGAUAUGAUCUAUCCCAAAUUACUGCACCAGUUUUUCUUCAUUAUUCUGAUGGUGACCCAUUGGCUGAUCCUGCUGAUGUUGAUAGAUUGCACAGAGGCUUAGGAAGAUCGAUGGGAAAAUUCAGAGUUCCACAGGCAACAUUCAGUCACAUAGACUUUAUGUGGGGUAUUGACGCAAAAAAACUUGUAUUCGAUAGAGUUAUUCAAUUAAUGAAAGUAAUGGAGACUAUAAAUUAA
This is a messenger RNA of Melitaea cinxia (Glanville fritillary), 1269 nucleotides long. Its product is annotated as lipase 1-like. The transcript is spliced from 5 exons. NCBI's taxonomy places the organism in Eukaryota, Metazoa, Arthropoda, Insecta, Lepidoptera, Nymphalidae. Bases 1 to 1269 code for a protein of 422 amino acids. The record is from RefSeq and is a predicted model, not a curated record. Gene Ontology annotation, biological process: lipid metabolic process. Gene Ontology annotation, molecular function: hydrolase activity, acting on ester bonds.